UAAACACAUAAAAUAUUUUGUGACGUUGCAAUUAUACAUACACACAAUAUCUGCCUCUUCAUACUGACGUUAUUGUAUUCCCUCUCGUGAGGUGCAGACCGAAAAGGAACACAGGGUGCGGGCCGGUCAUGUUCUUAUGCCCGCACAGGUUGCAGACCGGUCACCUAGUAACCUGGUUUAAUCAAACAGGCUUUGAUUCCUUUAAUUAAUUAUUAACCUUUAAAAACAAAUGUAUAUACCCAUGUUUAUUUAUUGUGUAGUGUGUGUCUGGUCUGCUGCAGACCUAAUUAUACAAAUAGAUACAAAUAGACCAAAGCUAUAAUCAACGCUGUCAUCACCUCUUCUCCAGCUUGUCGCUAGAAACUCUCCUAAAAAUUAUCACCUCCUCUUCUGAUAUUUGUCCUCAAAUCAGCAUUAUUUAUCUCCAAUGGGGUUAUUAACUGUAACCGACACUACCUUACCCAACCAGGAAGAGACCGUGACAGAGUCAACAGAGUUCGAGAGGAAUCAAAAACGGUACCAAGAACUCAUCGCUACCUUUCCUCACGAGAAAGGCUGGAGACCAAAAAAUCCCUUGAUCCAGUACGGUGGUCACUGGCUAAUGCAGCCUCGCGCUGAAGGAUGCAUGUACGCGCAAGAGUUCUUCCAAGCACGACCUAGUGACUUACUCCUCUGUAGCUACCCAAAGACAGGUACCACUUGGCUCAAAGCCCUCACUUUUGCUAUCCGCAACCGAUCUCAUUUCAACGAUUCCACAAACCCUCUCUUAAAACGUAAUCCUCACGAGCUUGUUCCUUAUAUUGAGAUCGAAUUCGCUUUCUUCCCUCACAUUGAUGUUAUCAAUAACAAAGAGAACACUCUGUUUGCCACUCAUCUCCCGCACGGAUUAUUACCCGAGUCGGUUUCAAGAUCUAGUUGUAAAAUGGUUUACAUCUGGAGAGACCCUAAAGACACUUUCAUCUCCAUGUGGAUUUUCUAUAAGAAGCAAAAGACACAGGAUGGCCCUCUCAAUAGUCUUGAGGAGUCUUUUGAUAUGUUCUGUCGAGGUUUAUCUAGCAACGGUCCUUAUCUAGAUCAUGUCUUGACGUACUGGAAAGCUUACCAAGAGAAUCCAGAUCAAAUCUUUUUCCUCAAGUAUGAGAAGAUGAGAGCUGAUCCUUUGCUGUAUGUGAAGAGACUGGCUGAGUUUAUGGGUUAUGGAUUCACAGCUGAGGAAGAGAAGGAAGGGAUUGUUGAUAAAGUUGUGAAUCUUUGUAGUUUCGAUACGUUGAAGAAUCUUGAACCCAACCAAGGGGAGAAGAAUAUGGAGAACCGUCCUUCUAGUUUUGCGAAUAGUGCGUUUUUUAGGAAGGGUGAGAUCGGAGAUUGGCAAAACUACCUGACUCGGGAGAUGGCAGCUCGAAUCGAUGGAUUGAUGGUAGAGAAAUUGAAGGGCUCCGGUUUGCUUGAAUGGUAAGUAACCGGUUCUUGUUCCGAGUGGUGAUGAUGGGAUCCAUUAUAUGUUUCUUAUACAACAGAAGUUGGCUCCUUUUUCAUUUUAAUUCCACGUGUUAAGUUAAGAAUAAAUCUUGUUUCUCGUUUUGAUUCGCUAUGUGUGAAUCUGAAUUUGCUGCUUA
Molecule: messenger RNA, 1616 nt
Organism: Brassica napus (rape)
Lineage: Eukaryota; Viridiplantae; Streptophyta; Magnoliopsida; Brassicales; Brassicaceae
Product: cytosolic sulfotransferase 18
Exons: 1
Coding region: 428-1456 (342 amino acids)
Biological process (GO): sulfation
Cellular component (GO): cytoplasm
Molecular function (GO): aromatic desulfoglucosinolate sulfotransferase activity
Source: RefSeq, a predicted model, not a curated record